CCAAAGAGAGAGAGAGCGUUGGCUGCUGGGAUUUGGCCUUAAGACCUGCAACAGACGGCAGUCCUUCGUCCGUGCCUACAAGCCUGUGCCUGUCCACUGUGUGCGGUCAAGGGGAUUGGACAUUAUUAUAAUUAUUUUUUUUCCUCUCGGUUGGGAGGGAGGGAAAGAAAGCCUCCAUCGCUACAAAUCCUGACAUCAUGACCACCAUCUUCACGUCAACGUCGUCGCAGUACGUUCUGGAACACCAGCAUCGUCGGCCGUCCCACACCGACCACCCGGAAACCUUGCACCACCAUCCGCACCCGCAUCCGCACCAGGAGCAGCACUAUGCACACGAAAAGCGUGGCUCACACGACCAGGAAGACCUUCAUCAUCAGGUCCACCAUCACCACCACCACCAUCACCAUGGUCACCAACCCCACAGAGAGAGUGAUGGGAAUGCAGGGUUUCUAAGGGCAGCCCGUGAUGGCAAUCUGCAAGAAGUCCUUGAAUACCUGAAGGGCAGUACAGACAUCAACACCAGCAACCCGAAUGGGUUGAAUGCCCUGCACCUGGCCUCAAAGGAAGGCCAUGUCAACAUUGUAACAGAGUUACUUCGAAGGGGAGCUAAUGUGGAAGCAGCCACUAAGAAGGGGAACACAGCAUUGCACAUUGCAUCACUGGCAGGCCAUGAAGAGAUCGUCAAAAUUCUGGUUGAAAAUGGGGCUCAUGUCAACCUGCAAGCCCAGGCUGGCUUCACUCCACUGUACAUGGCAGCACAGGAGGGUCAUGCUGAAGUGGUGCGGUUCCUUCUUGCCAGUGGAGCCAACCAGAGCCUUGCUACAGAGGAUGGAUUUACUCCUCUGGCAGUCGCCCUGCAACAAGGACAUGACCGAGUGGUGAGCGUGCUGCUUGAGCAUGACACAAAAGGGAAGGUGCGUCUUCCAGCUCUUCAUAUUGCUGCUAAGAAAGAUGAUGUCAAGUCAGCAGCCCUGCUACUGCAGAAUGAACAAAAUAAUGUGGACAUGCAAACAAAAAGUGGGUUCACGCCGCUCCACAUAGCAGCUCAUUAUGGAAACACCAAUGUCUGCAACCUUCUCAUCCAGCGUGGCGCAGAUGUCAACUUUAAAGCUAAGAACAAUAUUACUCCACUCCAUGUUGCUUCACGUUGGGGAAAAACCAACAUGGUGCAGCUUUUGUUAGACAACAAAGCCACCAUUGAUGAGAAAAACAAGGAUGGACUGACACCUCUGCACUGUGCUGCAAGAAGUGGCCACGAGGCUGUAGUGGACUUGCUGUUGGAGAGAGAAGCACCACACUCAGCCAAAACAAAGAAUGGACUGACUCCACUGCACAUGGCAGCUCAGGGAGACCAUGCAGACUGCGCACGCCUGCUACUGUACCACAAAGCAAAUGUCGAUGAAGUCACAGUUGACUACCUGACUCCACUACAUGUUGCGGCACACUGUGGCAAUGUCAAGACAGCAAAACUGCUGCUAGACCGCAAGUGUGAGCCCAAUGCCCGUGCUCUGAAUGGGUUCACCCCUUUGCAUAUUGCUUGCAAGAAAAAUCGCAUCAAAGUUGUGGAACUGCUGCUCAGAUAUGGAGCUUCCAUCGAUGCCACCACUGAGUCUGGCUUAACCCCUUUGCAUGUGGCUUCAUUUAUGGGUCAUAUGAACAUCGUCAUCUACCUGAUCCAGCACAAUGCCAACCCUGACACACCAACUGUGCGGGGAGAAACUUCUCUUCAUCUGGCGGCUCGGGCAAACCAGACAGACAUCAUUCGCAUUCUUCUCAGAAAUGGAGCUACAGUUGAUGCUCGUGCAAGAGAGCAGCAGACACCCUUGCACAUCGCUUCCCGUCUGGGUAAUGUGGACAAUGUGGUGCUUCUUCUGCAACAUGGGGCUGCUGCAGAUGCCACCACCAAGGACAAGUACACACCUCUUCACAUUGCGGCUAAGGAGGGCCAUGAUGAAGUGGCACAGGUGUUGCUGGAACACGGAGCCUCCCAUGAUGUUACCACAAAGAAGGGAUUCACACCUCUGCACAUUGCAGCCAAAUAUGGCAAUAUCAAAGUGGCACGUCUGCUGCUACAGAAAGAUGCAGAUCCAGAUGUGCAGGGUAAGAAUGGACUGACCCCACUUCAUGUGGCCACCCAUUACAACCAUGUCAACAUUGCCCAACUGUUGCUGGAGAAUCGUGCUAACCCUCAUGCUUCUGCCAAGAAUGGCUAUACACCACUUCAUAUUGCUGCAAAGAAGGACCAAAUGGACAUUGCAGCAACACUGUUAGAGUAUGGAGCCAAGCCAAAUGCUGAAUCCAAGAAUGGCUUCACACCUCUGCACCUUGCUGCACAAGAAGGUUACACCGACAUUGUUUCCCUUCUGUUGGAGAAGAAUGCAAAUGUCAACGCAAAGGCACAUAAUGGUCUCACUCCCAUGCACCUGGCUGCACAAGAAGACAGAGUUCCUGUGGCUGAAGUACUUGUCAAAUAUGGUUCUGAAAUUGACUCACAGACUAAGGCUGGCUACACUCCACUUCACACAGCCUGCCAUUUCGGCCAGCUAAACAUGGUUCGUUUCCUGCUGGAUCGUGGAGCAUCUGUGAGUGCCACCACAAAGGUGGGUUACACACCACUUCAUCAGUCUGCCCAACAAGGACAUGUUAUGGUGGUCAACCAGCUGCUUAAACACGGUGCUUCGCCUAAUGCUGUCACCAAUAAUGGACAAACUCCACUUGCCAUAGCUCAAAAGCUUGGGUACAUCUCGGUGGUAGACAUCUUGAAGCCAGUUACAGAAGUUCAGGAUACGCUGCCUAUGUCAGAGGAUAAAUACAAGGUGGUCUCCCCUGAAAUUAUGCAGGAACCUGUAAUAUUGGAUUCGGAUGAUGAUGAUAUAGGGAGUUCAUACUUUGGCUCAUACCGCAGCGACCAAUUCUCCUACCUUGCCUCUGGCAGGAGCCUGCAAGCUGAUGACUUCAUGCCGCAGUCACCUUUAUUUGGCAAGCCCUUGUCAGAGCAGCACGUAUAUUUACCCUAUUAUGAGGCUCACAAGAUUCAGACACACUUUCCAGGAGAAGACAGUGAUUUACUGGGUCAUGGAGGGAGUGUUUCGCCUUUAGACAUCUCGUUUGACAAGGAUAAUAUAUAUCGCUACCCAUCUUCUGAGAACCGCCAUUUGGCACACAGUGGUCGUCAAGUUAGUGAAGUCAUGCAUUACCCAUCCUACCUGGAGAGAGGCCCUGACUAUGAAGAGGAGAUGCGUUAUUACCAAGGUGACACACUAUCUCCCAAAGACAAGGAAGUGCUCAAAUCCCGUGACAGCGUGUUUGGUGAUGGCUACUCCUCGCUGGGCCGCAACUCAGUGACUCAGCCACUGCGUUCAGUUGAAGACAGCGUAGGCGACUAUGAGUAUGACGAUGAUUUGAAAUAUGUGGUGGAUGAAACCGCGCAGAAGAAGCCAGCAGAAACUCUCUUUACCGAAGAGCUCUACCCAAAGAAGGGGCGUAAGUCAGGCUCAGCACCCUUGUGGCGAGAUUCCUUUUAUAGUACAGGUUCAAUGUCUACUUUGAAUGUGGAGCCUAUACAAGCAGUGAAGUCAGUGGACACUGAGACUUCAGCAUCUUGCCUACCUGGGUCGGAGGCUGAUUUGCCAAUUGUAGCAUCCCCUUCACAGCCCACUGUCUAUGCCUCAGAGGUGAUGCCCAUAGCAACUGGUUCAUACCAGAGCAUUCCUUCUGUGGAGGUGCCAGCUGUAGCAUCGUCUUCACACCACCCUGUUGGUGCCACAGGUAUGCCGUAUGCAGAACUGGCUUCAGAUUACCAGCCAGGGGCAUCUAAUGUGAGAGAGGUAGCCGUUCCUUCCUAUGAGUCUUCCACUGCCUACAGCAUGCUGGCUAGUGCCCCAGCAAUAUCUCAACCGGCUUAUGCCUCUGAAGCCCCACAGAUGGAAUGGGCUUCAUACCAGCCAGUCCCUGCUUCUGAUAGACCAACCAUGGCUGUAGCAUCUUCUCAACCUGUAUAUGCAUCUGAAGCUCCGUACAUAAAAGCUCCAUCAGUUCAGCCACUCUCUGAAUCAAGUGUUCCAGACCAAGUUUCAUUGUUAAGGCAACCAGAUGAACUGCCUAAACAAUCACACGUGGAAUUAGAUUCGGCCCAACCUCUUGUGGGUUCCACUGUUCCGAGUCAGGCAGAAGUUUCUCAGCAGCCUUUUUAUACAUCAGAGCUACCACUGGAGAGAUCAGGUGUGCCAAGCCAGACCUCAGUUUUGCAGCAGCCUACUUAUGCAUCGGAGGCACCACUCGAGACAACAAAUUUAGUCCAGCCAGUCAGUGGCUCAGAUGUGCCAGCCAGGAUCUCAACCAUGCAUGAACCUGUACUUACAUCUGAUGUGCCGACGGUGACUCCUAUUUCUUACCAGGCUGCCAGCUCAUCAGACAUAUUAGAUGAGAUAUCAGAUGCUGAUGAGCUUGUCCCAGCAAUUGAAUUAUACCAGCCUCGUUAUAUUAAUGAUGUACCAGAGACAUUGUCAGCUUCGUCUCAUCCAGAUUCUGCAAGCGAUUCACCCCAGUGGAGCAAAGUGGUGUACGCUGGUGCGCGCACUGGCUCCAUGACUGGCAGUGUUGGUACAAACAGUGACCGCAUGCUGCCUGACGAUUCUGUGCCCAUUGAUGCUGAGUUGAUACCCACAAAACAAGAUUACAUGGAGGCACAGAUGGUGACCAAUUCCUUUUCCCAGUCAUAUGGCGCCCCCCCUCCUCGCUUGGAUGGCCGUGCACCUCCUACUGGAGACCCAAAUCGUUUCUCUUCCUACAGUGGGUCUUCCUUCAGCACAACUUUCGACCCUGACAAUGUUCCAGUAGAUCGUUCCCCAGUCUAUUCUGGCAAACUGAAGUGGAAGAGCUUCCUCAUCAGUUUCAUGGUGGACGCACGAGGCGGUGCCAUGCGUGGCUGUCGCCACUCCGGGGUGCGCAUCAUCAUCCCACCCCGCAAGUGCUCCAUGCCCACCCGGGUUACCUGCCGCCUGAUCAAGAAGGAGAAGCUGAUGAAGCCCCCUCCUAUGAGCGAAGGAGAGGGCCUGGCAGCCCGCAUCCUGGAGAUGGGACCUGUCGGCACACAGUUCCUUGGACCCAUUAUCAUUGAGGUGCCCCACUUUGCCUCACUGCGGGGCAAGGAGCGCGAGGUAGUCGUGAUGCGAAGUGACAAUGGCGAGUCCUGGUAUGAGCAUCCUCUGGCAGCCACAGAGGAGGCAGUGACAGAAGCAUUGGGUGGAUCUCUGGAAGGUCUGGACUCCUCUGGCAAUCUUGCACCCGGAGGUUCCAUGUCGUCUUUGUGGAAACUGGACCAGGAGGAAGAUCUGCAGGCCAAGCGCAUCACGCGUAUCCUGACAACUGAUUUUCCCCAGUACUUUGCUCUGGUGAGCCGUGUCAAGCAGGAGGCCAUGGUGAUUGGAAAUGAAGGUGGUGUGCUGUCCUCCACUGUUGUGCCACAGGUGCAGGCAGUGCUGCCUGAAGGCACUCUGACCAAGCCUAUUCGCGUUGGCCUUCAAGCCCAGCCAAUUGCACCUGAACUUGUUGCUAAGCUUCUUGGUAAUCGUGUGGCGGUCAGCCCCAUCGUGACGGUCGAGCCACGUCGCCGCAAGUUCCACAAACCCAUCACUCUCACCAUUCCUGUACCCAAAGCUGCUCAGAAAGGCAUGAUCAACCAGUAUGGGGCAGACCGACCCACUCUGCGCUUGCUCUACAGUCUCUCAGGCAACAACCAUUCUAGUAACAGAGCGGAUCCAAACCCCACCAGCUGGGAAGAUAUAACAGAAAACAAACCCAUCACUCUGGUCAAUGACUGUGUCUCUUUCACGACAACAGUUUCAGCGAGAUUCUGGCUGAUUGAUUGUCAGAACAUCUCUGAGGUCACCCAAAUGGCAGCUGCCCUUUAUCGGGAAGCCAUCACUGUGCCCUAUAUGGCAAAGUUUGUUGUGUUUGGAAAACGCACCUCUGUGGAGGAAGGACGACUGCGCAUGUUCUGUAUGACUGAUGACAAGGUGGACAAAACACUGGAAAAGCAGGAGAAAUUUAUGGAGAUUGCUCGGAGCCGUGAUAUAGAGGUGCUUGAAGGAAGACCACAGUACAUUGAGAUGGCUGGUAAUCUGAUACCAGUCACUAAGUCAGGUGACCAGCUGCAUGUAAAUUUCAAAGCAUUCCGAGAGAACCGCCUGCCAUGUACUUUAAAGAUUCGUGAUCCGGAUCAGGAACCUGCAGCCCGUGUAGCUUUCAUGAAGGAACCUAAAGUGGCUCGUGGAGAAGCCCCCCAAACCCCUAUCUGCAAUCUCAACAUCCGUCUACCUGACACAAUUUCGUCAAGCUCUUCUGAUGUCAGUUCAGAGACAGCUUCAGAAAUCCACAAGAGACAUUCCUUGCUUCGAGAACAGGGCAUUGUCCUCCAAGACACUGUGACAAGAAGCCAGAUGAAUCUUUCGGAUGUGGCAGACAACGUUCAAGGAGACUGGGUUAUACUAGCUCAACAGCUAGGCAUUACCAUGUCGGAGAUCAAUCGCAUCAAAACCGACUACUCAACGUUGUCUGACCAGGCUCUGGCUAUGUUGCAACUGUGGGUGCAGAAGAACCGUGAGAGAGCUACAGGCAAUGCCUUGGAAGUGGCUUUGCAAAAGAUCAAUCGGGAGGAUGUAGUGAGGAAGUGUAUGUACAAUGUGGAAGUAGUAGACGAUGAAGUUGAGGCUGCUGCUGCCCGUGUUGCCAUGGACCAGUCAGGUUUCGACACUUUCAAGGAAGAGAUUGGCAUCACGAAGGACUCCAUGAAGCGAGGCAUGUCCUUGGAUGUCCAGUAUGAUGAGCAGGACAUGAUCAAGAAUCUAGAAGAUAUCAAGGAAUCUGAAUCAGCUGCAGAAGAGUCCAGUCCAGGCAGUGAACGGGGGUCAUUUGAUCGAGGACCUGCGCCUCAGGCUGUCACUGAAGUGUCCACCUCUCCUGCCAACUCUGUUGAGGAGGAGGCUAUUUCGCCGGAGGUGGACCCUAGGAGACCAGUGGCAAAAGCCUUUACACCAGUUGAAUCAGAAGAGUCUGUGCAAAGAAAGAAAGAGGCCUUCCUCAUUCUGGCCCAAGAUUUGGAUAGGCUUGCUGAUGAGCGAGAACAGCAGUUGCAGAGGGGAGAAUCCGAUGAUCAAGAGUCAGUCAAGGAGGAGGAGAUCGUCAAAUCAGCUAAGGUCAGUCAAGAGGAAUCCAUCACAGAGCCAUCCCAUGAAGAGUACAGACAAGAACAGACAGAGGAAUAUCAGGAAGAGAGCACUGAAGAAUACACAGAAAUUAUAGAAACUUUCCAAACAUCUGAGGACGGAGGAAAGACAUGGAAAAAAUAUAAAAAAAUCAUUCGAAUCUCAGCAGAGGGUACCUCAGAAAGUGUUGAACCGAUUGAAGAAGUACCCCAAGCAACAAGCUUUGCAGAAGAAGCAGCCACUCGACUGGCAUACCAAACAUCGGUUGACCAGACAGACCAGGAAGAAAGUGAUUUAUGGUACAGAUGUAACCUAAAAUCUAGUGCUCAAGGCACACCACUCAGCCACGAUGCUAUUCUACCAGUACGGGCCGAUAUUACUCAUUGGCAGCCUCCAGAAGGUGGAUCUCUGUCUGACCAAGGGCAGAGUCCUAUGUCGGAGGGCUCUUACCAAGAGGAACCAUCGCCUGUACCGGAGCCUACGCUGCCAGCAGACUUUGAGAUUGAUGAGGAUCACUAUGAGGAUUUUCAGGUGGAAGAGUAUGGCCUUAAAGCAGAAUCUGGAGAUGAGAAUUUCGUAGAUCACGUGGAAGAAACGACGACUGUGGUCAAGGCAAAGUUGCCUCGGGAGGAGACCCCGGAAAGGGAGACUGGUUUCAAAAUCACUUUUGGUGACUUAUCGCCUGCAGCAGAUGCUGUCCGCACUAGCUUCUUCAAGCCAGGCAAGGAAGAGGAGGAGGGUCUGCCUGGAGAACAAGGUGAUGAAGUUUUUGACCCCACUAUCCCAGAGGGGCAAACUCGUUUCGAAGAGACACUCCCCGACGGGAGAAAGGUGAGUCACAAGAAGACGCGAACGACGAUGGAGAUGACGGAUCAAGGGGAUGAGCGCGAUGAGGUGGAGGAAAAAGACGAAGAGGAGAUAUUGCCGGACGGCACGGUGCACCACAAACACAUCGUUUCGCACCACCGACUGAAGCACAUCAUCCGCUCUGUGCCUUCUGAGUCGGGUGAGGAGGAGAUCGUGGAGGAGGAUGAGGAAGUGCCGGGCAGCGCCAAGUCGGAAGUGCUGGAGAUGUUCGAGGAGCCACCCCACCGCGUGCAGGAGACUGAGGAUAUCGAGGAGAUCCUGCCGGACGGAACCAAGGUCACGCGCCACGUGGUGAUGAGCCGCAUGGUGCACAAGCUGAAGACACACCAUGAGUCCUUUGACAACGACCACGGCAAAGUGGUAGAGGAGUACGAAAUUGAAGAGGUCGUGCCCGGCACGGAGUCGGCCUUCGUGGCCGGCCUGGACUCGGACUACGAAGAGGAGCUAGAGCGCCGCCGCCAGGCCACUGUGGGCGAGCUGGAGGAAGUGCUGGACGACGGCACGGUAGUGACGAGGAGCCUGACGAGCAGCGAGACGUCGUCGCGUGUUCGCUCACGCUCGGGCUCGGUGGAAAAGAUGCAGGAGCACACCCUCGUGACGGAGGAGAGGGUCAGCCCCAGCCCCCGAUCGGGCUCCCCACAGACCGUAGCCUACGAUCACGGCAGCUCGGUGGAUGACGCCGGCGGCGACAAGUACAGCUACAGCGGGAAGCCCGUGCAACAGGCCACGCUUCGCACGAGCCGCUUCGAGGAGACGAGCAGCGGCGGGGUAGUGGAGAGCACAGAGGAGAUCGUAGAGGACAUGCUGUCUCGCGGCAUCCUGCAGGCGGAAGAAGACACGGAAGUACCACGGGAACUGGACGAGACUGGCCUUGUCAAACGACUCGUCACCAAAGUCACGUAUAGUCCUGGUGGUCUUGAGGGUGCAACAGCAGGUAGCAGAGAGGCAGACAAUGAUACGCCUGUCAUUACUAUCACUGAGGAUCUCAGCACGCCCCCUGACGAGGAUGAGGACGUGCCUUCAUAUUUCGGAAUUAAAUAUGAGGCGUCCUCGGAAGUUGAGCUGCAAGAGGAGGAAUCCUAUCAAGAAGAAGAAACAGGAGUGGCUUCAGCCUCUAUUGGAGCAGAGGCAAGGAUAUCAGACCUUACAGAUCAUGGGGAAGACAAAAUGAGCUCAUCAAGUUCUGAGGUGGCUCAGCUGGAAGAUGUUCUUGACCAAGAUGCAGAAAUACGUGAGACAAGCGAGGAGAAAACGGAGGAGACAGAUGUGGAGGAGCAGUUCUCUCCUCUCUCCAAGGGCUCUCCUUCCAAGCAUGCUGUUUUUUCCUUUAGUGAAACCUCUGAGCUACACUCACACACGCAGUCUCUCCAAGCAGAGUCCACUUCUGAAAGUAGUUCAGCUUUCCUAUCUAAGGAUCUAUCAGAAUCUGAAUACAGACACCAAAAAACAGGGACUGCCUUACAAAGAAAACUUAUAUUUGCCACAGAAUCCUUUGAGCAAUAUGAAGAAGAAUAUGCUGUACAAACUCAUAUUGUAGAGCAUGUGACAAGACCUACUGAAGUGAUUGAGGACCUUACUGCCACAACAGUAAGUAGUUCAGCAGAAACUGUUGCCCAUGAUACACUAAGCCCAACACAGCUAGAAACAGGUGAAGAUAAGCAACGUUUCUUAACCCAGGAUGAGCAGAAACAUGAACAGGAUGUGGAUAUAGAUGAAGAAGUGCUUGGCAUGACAGGGCUCUCAGAGGAGGAAAAAUCAGAAAGGCUUGCAUACUUAGCCUUUGACAACAUGGGCUUCACUGAGGAGGAUACAUCCCAACAGCUUCAGAUAUCUCAAACACAGCUAGUAGAGGAAGAAACCCAUGAAAUUUCACCUGAGGACUUAAAAGAAACAUCACAUACGUUUGAGUUCCAGCGUGACUAUAAAGUAGAGGUGGAAGUUCAAAAACAAUAUGAAGUAGCACAAACAGAAAUGUCGGAGGAAGACAUUGAAGCUGAGGAGUACGUUGAUGAAGAAGAGUUCGGAAAGACUGAAGGUGAUAUGAUUCUUACAUAUGAAGAGAAUGCAGAAGAUUCUGAGACAUACUUUAUUGAAGUAGAAGAGAAGGAAUCAGAUGAAGGUGCAGCAUCACAUGAACCAUUCAGAGAGGAAUCUCAAAUUUACUCCACCCAGGUGGAGGAUAAGACUGUUUCAGAUGAGGUUCUGGAAUCAAUCGAAGCAGCUUCAGAAGAUUCUAGAACAUACUUUGCAGAUGAUGAAGAAGGGAGGAUAGCAAAAGGUGAGGGUGUGACAUUUACAGAAGUACAACAGGAUAAUGUCAUGACAUUUACAAAGGUAAAAGCAGAUUUAGAGACUUCUUUCACCGAAGCUGAGGUCCCUUCAGACAUUCUCAUGGUACAUGAUAGUCAGAUAGAGGAGAUGGCAUCACCAUCAGAACCCGCGACUAGAGUCGUUAGGGAGAUGUCAUCAGAAAGCAGUAGCUCUGAUAACGAUGUCCAAGUGUUUGACGAGACUUCUGGUACCUAUGUACGUAUGCCUUGGGAAAUAGCCCAUCAGUACAGGCGACAGUUCUCAGAGCCAUUCAUAGAACAAGAAAAGCUGGUCUCGUCAUUUCAUCAAGUAAAGUCAAUAGAUAUGGGUUCCUUUUACAGAAGAGAGGAGGAUGACCCAGAUUAUCCCGAUGUAACGUUUACUCAAGAUAAAACAGAGGUUUGCGUGGAAGAAAAAUCUGUAAGAAAAGUUACUUUUGGCGUGGAAUUUUCUGUGACUCAUGAAUACAGGGAGUACGGAGAUGGGAAGACGAAGAAAGGGCAGAGGCGGAAGAGAGUCCCAAAAUUGAAAAGGUCCUUGAACCGCAUGACCAGAUCGAAGACGCGUACGAGAAAGAGGUGAUCACAACUGUCAUUGAAAGCCGCCAGCAUGUC
Pomacea canaliculata is the source of this 10996-nucleotide messenger RNA. Its product is annotated as ankyrin-1-like. Lineage: Eukaryota; Metazoa; Mollusca; Gastropoda; Architaenioglossa; Ampullariidae. Gene Ontology annotation, cellular component: T-tubule. Gene Ontology annotation, molecular function: protein binding. The record is from RefSeq and is a predicted model, not a curated record. The coding region runs from base 198 to 10964 and encodes 3588 amino acids. The transcript is spliced from 54 exons. Gene Ontology annotation, biological process: signal transduction; protein localization to T-tubule; regulation of cardiac muscle contraction.